Messenger RNA from Polistes canadensis, 3279 nucleotides. It is a transcript of the gene DCAF12, whose product is annotated as DDB1- and CUL4-associated factor 12. The coding region runs from base 1151 to 2530 and encodes 459 amino acids. Gene Ontology annotation, cellular component: Cul4-RING E3 ubiquitin ligase complex. Lineage: Eukaryota; Metazoa; Arthropoda; Insecta; Hymenoptera; Vespidae. The record is from RefSeq and is a predicted model, not a curated record. Gene Ontology annotation, molecular function: protein binding. The transcript is spliced from 6 exons.
UGGGGUGGGGGAAACAGCAAUGUUGACAUGCGAUAAAAUCAAUCUAAUUAGUAAUUAUUAUUUUAUCGGAGAACUAAUAGGAAAUUAUAUAUGAAUCAAUUGUUAUUCAAUUGUUUAUUUCUAGCUUAGAUAAUAUGACUGACAGAGAAAUCAAAGUACAAAAAUAUUUAGUCAAAUGAUUCUUUCUUUUAACAGAAUUUGUCCAACCUAUUGCAUUCAACAUGGCGGUAUAUUAGUUGGUUGGUUCUCGAAAAGUUUCGUUUAACAUGGAUUUAGUCGGCUUUUCGUGCGCAUCUUCAUUUGUUUUAUUUUCCAGAAAAUAACAAGAUUGGUAAGACCGUCGUUUGUUAAAUGCAGAAAACCUAAAUUAUCAUGAAAAGAAACGACGCGUGUUAGAUGAACGUGGAACUCGGUUAGACAUGACAAGGGAAUGGUGUUAGAGCUCGAUUGAUUUAACAGUUAUUUUUCCUCUUAUCUACAUUUUAUUCUAAUAAAACAAGGACAAAAGACACACCUUUGUGAUUUUCAUUAAACGACAGUUUUUAAAAUACUUGCUAAUACUAAAAUACAAAAUUUGACAGAUAGAUAGACGCAGCUGAAAAUAGAUUAACAAAUCUAUUUCACAAGUCACAUUUGUCUUUAAAGGAAGUUACUAUUUGUGAGAAGUGAAAAUACGAACAUUUAGACACAUGUCAUACGUUUACAUAAGUAUUUAAGAUAUCAAAGUACUUGCAGUUUUGCAAUGAUCUGAAAUAAAUAAAAAUUUGAUAAGAUAAAAACAAUUUACUUUAAAAGGAAUAAUUUUUUGUUCAUGACAUAUAACUACCACAGAUGUAAUAAGAAAGUGAAGGAUUUAUCCUGUCACCACAACAAAUCUCCAUACAAAUGUUUGCAAAUAAUAUAGGAGAAAUAAAUAAUUGUAGAAGACAAAUAUAUUGUCAUUGAAAGUGACUGAUAUACGUUACAUGAGACUGCUCUUAUAGUUAAUAAUAUUUAAAUACAUACAAAAGUGUCGAUUUAAUCAAUCAUUGUGUUCUUAGAAUAAAGAAACGGAUAGCUUAUGUGUUAUCAAAUAUUCUAAAAUAAUAUAGUUUGAGAAUAGUCAUUCUUUUUACAGAUUAUAUAAGUAUUAUUAAGUAAUUUAUAAAUAAUGGCUGAAACUCAAAGAAUGACUAUUUAUGGAAGACAUCCUCCAUGUGCCACAGCAACUAGAUUAGAAGAACGUCGUGCCAGGAGGUUAGCUCUACGAUUAGAAAGAAACAGAAAGCCAGAUAAGCCUGAAGAUUUUGUAUGCUAUGAAUCAAGUGAUGAAGAAAGUGAAACUAUCACCGAAGGAAGACAGUUUUUAAGAACAUCUUUUAAUUUUGUCGACUAUGUACGUUCAAGAGAAACCAACACUAAGGAAGUACGGAAAAUUAAUCAAGAAUAUGGAUCAAGACAUAUACUGACGCAUGAUCUAUUCAAAGAAUACUCAGUUAGCUUAAAUAAUAUGAAUAAAGUAUUUUGCUCGCAAUGGUUGAGUGAUAGACAAGUUGUGUUUGGUACAAAAUGUAAUAAACUGAUGGUUUAUGAUGUAGCAACACAAAAAUUAGAUCAAAUACCAUCCCUACAUGGAAGGCAAUUAAAUCCGGGUGGAGGUCCUCUUCCUGAACAGCAAUGUGGUAUACAUUCUGUUCAAAUUAAUCCUUCUAGGACUCUUCUGUCUACUGGAGCCAAAAAUAGCAAUGAAAUAGCAAUUUACAGACUACCAACAUUGGAUCCAGUUUGUGUUGGAGAAUCUGGUCACAGAGAUUGGGUUUUUGAUAUGUGUUGGCUAGAUGAUGAAUUUUUAGUUUCUGGCUCUAGAGAUACAAAAAUGGCUUUAUGGCGGAUUGAUAGUGAUCUAGCUGAAGCACCUGAUAAAGCGGAUGUACCUACACACAGAUUAAUUCAACCUUUGUGCGUGAAAGAAUGUAGAUCAGCACAGAAGGUUCGAGCACUGGCUUUUAAUAAAGCAUAUAACGAAAUAGCUGCUCUAUCUUUAAAUAGUUUCAUACAUAUCUGGUCUGCUGAUUCUUUUAAACAAAAAAUAUCACGAAAGUUACCAGCUUGUCAAGAAAAUGUUUGCCUGGCAGUUCAAGACGAUGGUGUUUAUGCAGUUGGUUGUCGUUCUUACACAUUAUUAUUAGAUGCCAGAACUUUACAACCAAUUAAAAAGAUACCCUCAAGAUAUAGUGGCUGUGGUAUCCGAUCAGCCAGUUUUCAAGGAUCAGUUUUAACAAUUGGAACUGGUCUUGGAAUGCUUAUGUUUUAUGACCUUAGAGCUCAAAAGUACCUUGAAUCAUCUAUCAAUUCUAAUAGAACUGUUGCAUUGAAGGCCUCAAAAGGAUAUGUGUUUCCAGAUGAAGAAUAUAUAGAUGGUUUCCAAAAUGUUAAAUAUACUCCAGCUAUAUACACCCAUUGUUACGAUGCAUCAGGUACUCGACUAUUUACAGCUGGUGGACCACUUCCCGCAAACUUGUAUGGAAAUUAUGCAGGAUUGUGGCAAUGAAAAUAUGAGGAUUAAAUGAAGUAAACUAGAUUAUCAUUCGACUAUUAUUAAUAUUAAAUAAAUAUGACAAAUUUCAUAUUUAUACACAUGGUGGGUACAUUAUAAUAACAGAAUAUUGAAAUAUAAAAUGGGAAGAUAAGUGAGAGAAAUGAUAAGGAGAUGACUGAUUCUUUAAGCUUUCUUCUGCCAUACACAUAUUAUGCAUAAUUGAAUAAAUAAAUCUUCAUACUCGCUUAUCUACUCAUACAUUUUAUCAAGUAAACAAGAUUUUAUUAAUAUAGUUAGGAAUAUAUCUGAACGCAAUGUCCUUCUAGACCUUUAUUAAUGUUGUUUGUACUGCAAUUGGCUGAGAUAUUAUAACGUAAGCACUUAUUAUAUUGCACUAGCCCUUUAUUAUUAAACUAAAAUAAAAUUAUAAUCUAUCGAUUUUUCAUCGUGCAGUUAGAUAACAAGUAAUUCAGGUCUGGAUUGAUGAUCAUAUUUGUUCUUAUCGUAUGAUCAUUGAUGAGUAAUACGAAGUUGAUUAUUCAUAGUAUAAUACGAAGAAACAUCCAAAUGUUCGCACAUCCUUUUGCACAAUAAUAAAUAUCGAAUGUUCCUACGAAUUGAUAAUGAUAUAAUCAACUUCAAAUUAUUCAUUAUUCUAGCUCAAAGUAAUAUAUCGAGGGCAUAGAUUUUGACUCUAUGAGUAAUAAAAAUUUAAAAUACAACAAAAAAGCAUGUUUUUUGUAUUGUAUAUAAAAAAUAAU